This is a messenger RNA of Menidia menidia (Atlantic silverside), 1646 nucleotides long. The record is from the annotation of a GenBank genome assembly. Lineage: Eukaryota; Metazoa; Chordata; Actinopteri; Atheriniformes; Atherinopsidae.
GCAUAGAUGGCGUCUGGCCUGAGCACAUGUUCAAAGAAGAAGAAAAUCUGAACCGUAGAAGAAGAGUCUGUUUACUGAUGUUGGACGGCAUACCACCGCUCACCGAAGGUUUUAAAUCUCUAACUAGGGGAAACAACGCUGCUGUGGACAUAACGAUGGCGGGCAGGAGGAGGCUGCUGCCCUGCGUGUUUCUGGGGCUGUUCGGUGUCCUGUGCUGGGUUUGGGUUUCUUUUGCCUCUUUUGCUGAUGACCAGCUUCUCGCGGAGGUUGUGGAUACCGCGGACCGGGGAGCCUUUCAGCCCCAGAGCGCCCUGUCAGAGAUGCACUUUUCCUCCGUCCCAUCGUUCAGGGGACCCGGGAACAGCGACCGGCGCAGCAACAAAGAGCUGCCCAUCAUCCUCUGGUGGAGCGGGGGACUUUUCCCUCAUUUUCCUGGUGACACUGAGCGUAUUGACUGUGCCACAUCCUCUUGUCUGGCUACAAGCAAUCGCAAGGUCCAGCUUUACAAGAGGACUACAUCCAUCAUCUUUUAUGGCACGGACUUCAGGGCAUACGAGGCGCCACUCCCUCGUCUCCGCCACCAGACCUGGGCACUGUUCCACGAGGAGUCUCCAAUGAACAACUACGUGCUCUCGCAUGUACCAGGGAUCAGACUGUUCAAUUAUACAGCCACGUUUCGCAGGGAGUCGGACUACCCUCUUACCUUGCAGUGGCUGCCCUCCUUGGACUACCUGCUGGAACCUGUAGCUGUGUCUCUGGAGGAGAAAAACCGCCUGAGGAGGGAGGGCUUGGCCCCGGUGCUCUACAUGCAGUCUCACUGCGACGUGCCAUCGGACAGAGACAGAUAUGUCCAGGAACUCAUGAAGUACAUUGAGGUGGACUCUUAUGGGAAAUGCUUGAACAACAAAAUUCUCCCAGAAUAUUUAGAGGAUACUGCCACCGCUACUGGCGAGGAGCCCAAAUUCAUGAAUUUUGUUGCACGUUACAAGUUCCACCUGGCACUGGAGAAUGGACUGUGUCCAGACUACAUGACAGAGAAGCUUUGGCGGCCUCUCCAUCAGGGCUGCGUGCCCGUCUAUCGAGGCUCCUCUCUGGUGGCCGACUGGAUGCCCAAUGACCACUCCGUGAUAAUCAUUGAUAACUUCCCCUCCCCGAAAGCACUCGCCGAUUUCCUCAAGCAUCUGGACGGGAAUGAUGAUGAAUAUGCUCGAUAUUUAGAGUUCAAGGACCACCGAAGCAUUACUAAUGCUCGUUUGCUGGAGGCACUGGAGACCCGUGAGUGGGGAGUUAAUGACAUGAGUAAACCCAACUACUUAAAUGGGUUUGAAUGUUAUGUGUGUGACCAGGAGAAUAAACGCCUGGCAGCAGAACGAGCAUACAGGAAAGCCCCCAAGAACAACCCGCCUCCUCAACCAAAAAUGGCCAGUAACUCCCACAUGGGCUGCCCGCUGCCCAGCCCCGGGUACGGAGACGUCCGCGACCUGCCUGGAGAUGACGGAUGGUUGCAAAUAUGGCCCCAGGAUUACUGGCAGAGCCUCGACCAAGCAGAGGGGCUGGAGUCUCUGAUAAGACAGAACGAGUCAGACCCCUCUCUGCUGUGGAAGCACAUCCAAAGCAUUGCUGUGAGCAGAGCCAGAGGAAAACAC